Lagenorhynchus albirostris (white-beaked dolphin) is the source of this 949-nucleotide messenger RNA. Its product is annotated as zinc finger protein 525-like. The transcript is spliced from 4 exons. Gene Ontology annotation, biological process: regulation of DNA-templated transcription. The record is from RefSeq and is a predicted model, not a curated record. Bases 596 to 838 code for a protein of 80 amino acids. NCBI's taxonomy places the organism in Eukaryota, Metazoa, Chordata, Mammalia, Artiodactyla, Delphinidae.
CAGUAUCUUAUAAUAACCUAUAAUGGAAAAUAAUCUGAAAAAGUGGUUAAGAAUCUGCCUGCCAAUGCAGGGGACACGGGUUCGAGCCCUGGUCUGGGAAGAUCCCACAUGCUCCGCAGCAGCUAGGCCUGUGCGCCACAACUACUUAGCCUGCGCUCUAGAGCCCCCAUGCUCUGCAACAAGAGAAGCCACCGCAAUGAGAAGCCCAUGCACUGCAACGAAGACCCAAUGCAGCCAUAAAUAAAUAAAUAAAUAAAUUCUAUAUAUAUACACUUCAGUUAAAAAAGGGAUAAGCUACACUAUUUGAUCUGCAAAGAUUUGUCAUGCACUGAACAAAACAAAAGUGUAGGAACUUACUUGUUGGUCUCUGUGUGGAGUUUUCUGUCCUGAGUCCCUCCUGGGACGGUGGGCAGCAGAGGACCGUCUGUUCCACAUGCUGAGGGCUUCCCUGUGUGUGUGGUGGUGACUCAGGAAGGGGGUGUGUUGAUUGCAAGCAUUAAACAGCCUGUUUUCCACUUUCAGGAUCGACCUCUAAAGACUCUUGUCUGAGGAAGAAGCCCAGAAGAGGAGGGAGAGGAGAGAAAAGGAGUCUGGAAUGGCUCUUUCUCAGGCACAGUUGACCUUCAAGGAUGUGGCCAUAGAAUUCUCUCAGGAGGAGUGGGAAUGCCUGGACCCUGCUCAGAGGGCCUUGUACAGGGACGUGAUGUUGGAGACCUACAGGAACCUGGUCUCCCUGGGGUCAACAUCUAAAGAGUAUUGCUACCUGGGUAAGAAGCCCGGAAGAGGAGGAAGAGGAAAGAAAAGGAGUCAGAAAUGGCUCUUUCUCAGACACAGUUGACCUUCAAGGAUGUGGCCAUAGAAUUCUCUUAGGAGGAGUGGGAAUGCCUGGACCCUGCUCAGAGGGCCUUGUACAGGGACGUGAUGCUGGAGACCUACAGGAACCUGGUCU